Messenger RNA from Nanorana parkeri, 803 nucleotides. RefSeq names its product cell death-inducing DFFA-like effector b (gene CIDEB). The record is from RefSeq and is a predicted model, not a curated record. The transcript is spliced from 5 exons. Bases 64 to 723 code for a protein of 219 amino acids. Lineage: Eukaryota; Metazoa; Chordata; Amphibia; Anura; Dicroglossidae. Gene Ontology annotation, biological process: apoptotic process; regulation of apoptotic process.
GGUUUCAUAGUCCAUCUGAAAACCUGGAGCUGUAGAGAACGAGUCUGCUGUCAGGAGAAAGACAUGGAUUUUAUUUCAAAUCUUGGUCCGUCGGCUUUGAUCAAGUCUGUCUCCUCUGUAGGAUCAGAGAUAUCACGAAGAGUGAAAACAGCGUCUGCGCCACCUCAGAGACCUUUCCGUGUUUGUAGUCAUGAACGCAGCACGCGGAAAGGAAUUACUGCUGGAACACUUCGAGAACUUGUGGCAAAGGCUAUGGAUGCUCUCUUCCUGACAGGAAUUGUGAGUUUAGUUCUGGAGGAAGAUGGGACAAUGUUGGACACAGAUGAGUUUUUUGAAACACUCGAAGAUGGUUCAGUGAUCAUGGUCUUGGAACAAGGGCAAAGAUGGAAUCCAAGAAAGGGUGUCUCAUCGUACUCCCUGCAGAAAGAGAAACCAAAGAAUAGUCGGGAUAUUGCACGUAUAACAUUUGAUAUCUACAAGCUAAACCCACGUGAUCUGUUUGGUAGUUUGAAUGUUAAGGCAACCUUCUACGGAUUGUACUCCAUGAGCUGUGAUUUCCAGUGUCUGGGACCCAAGAAAGUGUUCAGAGAGUUUUUAAGAGUCCUAUCAACAACCCUUCAAGGAGUCGGACGCUUGCUGCUCUCUGCCUCCGGAUUGUUAAGACGCCUGCUAGAGGGAUCAGAUCGUUGGCAGACCAACCGAAUCUGCGAGUAUGAAGGUUGAAAACCCAACAUGCAACUUUCCUGUCCAUAAUGCAUGUACUCUCGCUACAUAUAGUAAUAGUGUAAAGGUUGCGCAAAUAU